UCGUUGCAAUAGCAUUUACCUCGGGAGCACAAAAAUUGAUGUCACCAUCCUUGUCCCGGCGACUCUGAAUCGAAAAGUAAGAAGAAGCAGUUUUCAUCAUCACGAUAUGGUUCGAUUCUAUCCAGAAUCAAUAGCAUAGCCUAAACAUCACUAGCCUUUCCUCGGUUUUCUCUCAUUUCCUCAUGGGUUUGCCCGAAACUGUUGAUUUUGCCCGCAACUUCGCCGUCAUGGUCAGAGUACACGGCCCUGAUCCGAAAGGGCUCAAGAUGCGAAAUCAUGCUUUUCAUCAAUACAAUUAUGGAAAGACAACACUUUCAGCUUCUGGGAUGCUAUUGCCUGUUACCCUUUACGAGGCUGGCUUGGCAAAGCGAAUUUUGGGCAGCAAUGGUAAGGAGGGUCAGGCUCUGGCGCUGAUUGUGACUGUUGCUUCUGUUGUCGAGUCUUUCUUGUCACCGAAACAGAGAGAUAGCAUUUCUCAGGGCCGACCCGAGAUGAUUCCUGGCGCUCAGAUUGAUGUUCUGUUAGAGGAAAAGUUGCGCUUGGAGGGGGAUGCUGAGGGGAGUUUAAAUAAAAGUGCUUCUUCUUGGUUCACUGCUGAACUUAUACGAUUGGUCGAUAUUCCUGAAUCUUCCUUUGCUGUCCAAUCACUCGUUGAAUCCUCAUCAGGCUCACUAGAUCAUGGAUGGGAGGUUGGUUGGUCUCUUGCGUCAUAUGAUAAUGGUCCUCGAAAUUUUAUGGAUGUAACUCAAACACAGACUGAGGAUGGUAAUACUUCUUUCAUGGAGGGACACAGGCAUUUGGCAAUGGGGGAAUCUUGCAAUACCAGCCUUAUGAGCAAGAAAACUACUAGAAUUGCUAUUCUUGGCGUCUUCUUAAGUUUGAAGGUUCUGCCGAACAUUGCAAUUACAUUUUCUAAUAGAAGAGGGGAUUCUCUUUUAGCAGUGGGUUCUCCUUUUGGUGUCCUGUCACCUCUGCACUUCUUUAACAGCUUGUCAGUGGGAUCUAUUGCCAAUUGCUAUCUGGCUAGAUCAUCUACCAUUUCAUUGCUAAUGGCUGACAUUCGGUGUCUUCCAGGAAUGGAAGGUGGUCCAGUUUUUGGUGAUAGUGCACAUUUCAUUGGCAUUUUGAUUAGACCUUUGAGGCAAAAGAGUAGUGGUGCUGAAAUUCAGCUGGUGAUUCCGUGGGAAGCCAUUGCAACUGCUUGCAGUGACUUGCUGCUGAAGGAGCCCCAAAAUGCAGAAAAAGGGACCCAUAUUAACAGGGAAAACUUAAAUGCUGUAGGGAAUGCAUACAGUCACGAGUCAGAUGGACCCCUUUGUUUUGAGUAUGAGCCACUUAUUACCCAUUGCCCUUCACCACUACCAGUUGAGAAGGUAAAGGCUUCUGUUUGUCUUAUUACCAUUGAUGAAGGUGUAUGGGCAUCUGGGGUUCUGCUCAAUAAUCAAGGCUUGAUCCUCACAAAUGCUCACUUGUUAGAACCUUGGAGAUUUGGGAAAACAACUGCAAAUGGUGUAAGGGAUGGAACAAAGUCGGAGGCAGUUCUCCUGCCUGAAGAAUCUUCAUUUUGUGGCUACAGCAACGUUGACAACCAUGAGAAGAGUCAGAGGUUGCAGCCAGAGGUAGUAAAGAGAAAGAAUUCCUUUGUGGUUGAUCAGAGCAAGGGAUACCAAUUGAGUUUGUCGUACAAAGGCCAUAGAAAUAUACGUGUUCGCUUGGAUCAUGUCAACCCUUGGAUUUGGUGUGAUGCUAAAGUAGUAUAUAUUUGCAAGGGUCCUUUGGAUGUUGCACUACUGCAGCUUGAAUAUGUUCCAGACCAGCUUUCCCCUAUCAAGGUGGAUUUCGCUUGCCCAAUUUUGGGAUCAAAGGCUUAUGUUAUUGGACAUGGACUCUUUGGACCAAGAUGUGGCUUUUCCCCUUCUGUUUGCUCUGGGGUGGUAGCAAAAAUAGUUAAAGCCGAAGCUCCUCCAUAUUAUCGAUACAAAGGGGAUUCACAUAUUCCUGCAAUGCUUGAAACAACAGCUGCUGUCCACCCUGGUGGUAGCGGUGGUGCUGUCAUUAAUUCAAAAGGUCAUAUGAUUGGACUUAUUACCAGCAAUGCAAGGCAUGGUGGAGGGACACUUAUACCACAUCUGAACUUCAGCAUUCCCUGUGCAUUAUUGGCACCCAUCAUCGAGUUUGCAAGAGAUAUGCAGGACAUUUCACUUCUGCAGAAUCUUGAUCAGCCUAAUCAACACCUUUCUUCAGUAUGGGCAUUGAUGCCUCCACUCUCCCCCAAGCCGAGCCCUCCUCUUCCUAAUCUACCAUUGUCACUUCCGGAAGAUAAUGACAAGAAAGAGAAGGGUUCCAAAUUUGCUACAUUCAUAGCUGAUAGAAACAAUGAUUUGAGAAGCUCCACUCAACUGGGCAAGGUGAGAAAAACGUCUAGUGAGAUUUUUCCUAGUAAGUUAUGACAAUAUACCUUUCUGUACCAAACGAAGAAGAUAUCAUCAACAUGAUAGUGGAAUCACGUAUGGAAAUCUUUGUUACCAUAACUUCUCAUCCAUGUUCCCAAACUGGACGAAGAAUGUUCAGGGAAAGAAGAGCUUGGGGAGAGUUGAGAUUUGUAACCUAGUCUAAAUUUAAAUACAAGCAAAAUAAUAAUCCUGUACACAGAAUAUAAAGACGCCUUCUUUUGGUUAUAUGAUUUUUAUUGCAUUUGUUUAUUGACGAAAAGGGAUUCAUGUAGUGUCAUUCUGCUGAACCAGUUUAAGUCUGUAUUCCAUUGUGAUGCGUAA
Messenger RNA from Hevea brasiliensis (rubber tree), 2774 nucleotides. Its product is annotated as glyoxysomal processing protease, glyoxysomal. The record is from RefSeq and is a predicted model, not a curated record. Bases 183 to 2450 code for a protein of 755 amino acids. Gene Ontology annotation, cellular component: peroxisome. Gene Ontology annotation, biological process: protein processing. NCBI's taxonomy places the organism in Eukaryota, Viridiplantae, Streptophyta, Magnoliopsida, Malpighiales, Euphorbiaceae. Gene Ontology annotation, molecular function: serine-type endopeptidase activity. The transcript has 14 exons.